Molecule: messenger RNA, 4417 nt
Organism: Eupeodes corollae
Lineage: Eukaryota; Metazoa; Arthropoda; Insecta; Diptera; Syrphidae
Product: putative mediator of RNA polymerase II transcription subunit 29
Exons: 3
Coding region: 1739-3412 (557 amino acids)
Source: RefSeq, a predicted model, not a curated record
ACAAAAACAAAAUCUAGAAUAAAAGAUGCUCCAUAAGAAACUUGCAAAUACACAAAGUACUUGAAUCAAAAAGAAAAUCCAAAGAGAGAGAAAGGGAAAAAUCUAGGUGUAUUUUCUUUUCUUGAAUGCGAAAGACCAGAACAACCCAACUAACAACCAACAACGCAUUCCUCAGCUGUCACUGUCAUCAUACUUAUACUCACCUACUGUUACUAUUGUACUAUUGUGAAUAAUCGAUGGACGUUAAAAAUGGCGUGAAUAUCAUAGUUGUACCUUGUACGAGUAGUAUUUUGCAGAUAAGGGAAAUAUUAUGAUUUUUUAAAAAAUAUACCUCAUUAGAAAUGUGUGUUAUUGUGGGAUUUUAAUUGGGUUCUGUGUGUGAGUGGCAAGUAUCAAGUUAGAGGUGCGUUACACUGUGGCAGGUUUGUACCUAAAUAUAGUGCAAAAUAUUGCGUUAGUGCAUCUGUAGUAUAUUUUGAAAUACAUAAUUUUGCCCGGCAUUGAUGAAAAUAAACUUAAGUGACAAUUUACACGAAAUUUUAAAACAUUUCACGAAAAAAUAAAAAAAAGUGAAAGAAUCUUCCAGGUAUUGCACAACAACAUAAGAGUACGGGACAAACCUUCUACGGUAACGGUUUUCUUUUCCUAUAUUCACCAUUUUUUUGUUAUUACAUACUCAAUAUGUACUCCGCGCUCGCCGCUCCGUGCUAGUUUUGUUUUUGUAUUUUUGUUGUCAUUCGAAAUCGCCACUUGUUUGGUUGACUGACAUACAUUUUUCACCUUUUGGUUUUUCACUCGUUUGUCGUUCGUUGUACUUCAUUCGCCGUUCGUCGUUUUUUACCGCUUGAGUUUUUCCUUUGGAACCCGGCGGCGCGGUGCGGCGUAGUGAAUGACGUGAGUUGAUGUGUCCGUCAGUGACGGUCGGCGCGGCGUGAUAGUGUAGUUUGUUAGUGUUAUUACAUUUUAUUUUCGCCGCAUAUAUUGUGCAGAUUUGCGAAUUCGCUGCAAAAAUGAAAAUGCCAAAUUCGCGGUGUUUUCUUCUCUCAUAUGUUUGAUAUGUGUGUAUACACCUCUCUAGACCUACAUCUUUACACAUGUUACUGCUUUAGUGGUUCAUACAAUCAUCGAUGUAUAUGCGAAUGAUGUAUGAAUUAGUGUGUGUUGGGUUUUGUGUGCGUCAAACAAAAAUUACGGACAACACAAAAAUAAAAGAAAAACGAAAUGAAAAUCUAAAACAAUCUGAUUUUUCCUUCGCUUUCUCGUGUGUGCGCUCUUGUUCUCUGUUCUCGUCGUUUUCGUCGUGGUCGUCCCCGAUGGCAUUUUUGUCUUGUGUGCGAAGAAUUGUCGUGUUGUAAAUGCAAAUUUGUACGUACGUUAUUUUAACCCAUUAAGUGCGUUAUCGUAGCAAAAAAAUUCAAAAACAAAAAUAAAACUACGAAUAAUUCCAUACCGCGAAGAGUGCAAGUGUGAAAUGUGAAAAGUGUGUUAGUAGCUUAAAAAAUUCACCCAAAAACAAAGUAAUGAAAACUGCAUAAACAUAGAUAAAACUUACAUCGUACAAAAGAAAAAAAUUCGUCAAUAAGACAAAAAAGCUAUCAAUUGGAAUUUCAAGACCUUACUAUUCCCCUAAUCAAAGUGUAAUAUUAUUUGCAACAAUUAUUAGAAAAAUCUUAUCAAAAACAAAAUCAAAUAAAAAUUAAAGAAAGAAAAUAAUAAUUAUCGACUUUACGACUUUUCGAUGGUGAACGCACCAGCAAUUCAAACUUCAAACAAAUGUCCCUUAUCGAACGACAACGCUGCUGAUGCCCUACAGUCAGCGGAAGUGGUUGUUGCAAGUGAUAGCGAUAGGGAGGUAAAUGCAGCUGCAUAUUCGAGUGGCGUUGGUGAUAAUUUAUUAGAAACACAAAACACUUCAAAUGACUCUACUAAUAGCUAUGCCGAUGACAAUACCAAUGCCGAAGCUAAUGUCAAUGCCACCUCCACUAAUAGUGACACCCACAACCAUCACAAUGAUAAUGACGUUGAUGAUGAUAUGACAACAACAUCGACAGUAAUUAUUGCCGCCGAACAAUUGUCAGACAUAAUUGAGUAUUCCACUUCUGAUGAUGUUGAAUUAAAUGGCAACAAUAUUGACACAAGUGCAAAUAUUUCAAUUCCAAAAAACGAACAGAGCACCCAAAUCGAUGACGAUGAUAAUUCAUCAAAUUGCUCAUCGACACGUGAUAAUGGUGAAGACGUCAAAAAAUUGCAAAAUAACGGUGAAGAACUGAUCGAAGAAAAUAACGUAGAAUUAUUCGAAAAUUUAACGUCCGAUAACGAUAACGACGACGACGGUGAAAGUGUAUUGCGUGUAGAUAUCGAUAACACUCACGAAGACAAUCUCGAUAAUUUUGAAAAAACCGCGAACGUAAUUGAUGAUAUCGAGGAAGAGACUUAUUGCGUGGGUUAUUUUUACGGACAAGAUGACGUAGAAACCACUCCAACCGUAAGUGAAAUCGAAAAUGUUAUCGAAAGCCACGACAUCAACGUCGAUAAUAAUAAGAAUUGUGAUAGUAAAAAAUCAAUGAAAAGUGGUCUUGAAACCGUCCCCGAAGUGAAUGAAACAAGUGAAACUGUCGAACAGAGCAAAUUAAUUGCUAACUCAAAUCUUCCCCCGACUACCUUAGCAAUUCCAUCAGCGGCAUCAGUAUCCCUAUCCGUUAGUGCCACAAAGCCAUAUAAUAACCCAGCCAACCGUUCAAUUCCUCAGAUCAUUGGCAUUCCUGGAAUAAUGGCUCAGCAUCAGCACCAACAGCAACAGCAACAGCAACAGCAUUCGAUGCCACAGUCCGUACAUAAACAACAUCAGCCGCAACAAUCAGUGGGGGGGCUGUUGCAGCCACUUCAUUUGGCGACCCUCGGUGCACAUGCCGGUGGUGGAGCAGCAGUUAACCAACAAAUCUCUCCCACCCCGGGUGCAGCAGCUGCGUUAACAGUGUCAACUGCAAUCCAGCCCCAUCAUCAUCACCAUCAUCAUUGUGUGCAUCAUCCGCACGUGCAUCUGCAUUCCCCGGCAGCCGGUCCGGGCCAACAGGCUACAAAUGGUGGUGUAGUUGGGACAGCAACAGCAGCACAAGUAGGGGCGACGGCAGCGGGCCAUCCCCAUACACACAUUUUUCCGUUGCAAGUUAUUUCCCUGGCCCAAGGACCUGGCACGGCAGCAGCAGCAGCAGCAGCAGGAGCUGCAGCAGCCUGGCCUUUGGUUGAGGCGCCAAUUUACGUCGAUGCCAACGGGGAAUACCGGACCUAUUGUCCUGCGCAUCCACAAGGACCCCCGCCUCGGGAGCACCGUGUCCUGGUGCAAUUGGAUGCAGGCGUAUCCCUUCCGCUGCAGAUAGCCGGGAAGCGAAAAGUAUUCAGAGGUAAGUGGUGAAUUUUAUUGAUUUUUGCUAGCACUCAGACAUCAGACGUCAGACACGAGAGACGUCGACAGCGACAACGACGCGACACUUUCUUAAUGAACAAUGUGUUCAACCAAAAAAAAAUAAACAACAACAAAAUAAGAAAAAAAAAACACCAAAUAUGUAUCUACAAAAGUCCGUAUGUAGUUUAGCACAACAUCAAAGACUGGAGAGGUCUGGAACCUUGGCAUGAUUAUAUCGAGGAGGAAGACAUGAGAGACCAACAACAACAACAAAAAAUACCCGUAAACUGAAAUGUACAAAACUUCAUGAGGCUCACGUGUCUUCGGUUAUAUUAAAUUUACUCCUUGGGGCUACAAAAACAACAACAAAAAGAUAUGAUGGAGAGACGACUGACGUACAUUAUUAAGUACCGACCAAAACUAUAUACAAGUACAUACAUAUAUGUAUCUUAAACCAUGAUUAUAGUAUAUAUGGAGGUAUUUGAUGCAUUUCGAGUAUGUUGUUUCAUUUAGGGAACACAACAACAACAAAAAAGAUGAACAUCAGGUAAAGUGAGAUACUCCUAAAUGUAUCUAUCAAAAGUGGAUAAUGACGCAAGACCUCCCCCGUAUCUACAUUUUAUACUCUAUACUGGGGCAUUAUGUUAUUUAAUUUUUUUUCUUUUUUUCAAGAGUUAUAAGGAGGAGAUAUAUGAAAGGUACCUAAAGACUAAAAUUUGGUGGGAAACUUUUUAUCUUUAUAAAAAAAAACAUAAAAUAAUGAAUUUUUGCUCAAAAAAUGCAAGUUGACCUUUUAUCACCUUUUAGUGUUUUGGUGUGCUUGGUUUUUUUUUUGAAAUGAAGUUAAUUAGUGAGUUGUGUAAAGGUAUACUGAUGCAGUGCAAUAAGUCGUGUUGUAAUUCACAUUAUAAGUAUAUUUUUGAUGGUUUGAACUUAUUUAAAGUCAUUAAUCAAAAAAGCACUUUAAAUUGGAAAUAAAAUAUAUUUUAAAGAGGAGUUUGAUGAUGAUGGGUU